Molecule: messenger RNA, 502 nt
Organism: Sipha flava (yellow sugarcane aphid)
Lineage: Eukaryota; Metazoa; Arthropoda; Insecta; Hemiptera; Aphididae
Exons: 2
Coding region: 11-502 (163 amino acids)
Source: RefSeq, a predicted model, not a curated record
AGGACGAAACAUGUGGCGUCGUGAAUGCUACUUUUGUAGAACCAAACGUUCGUUUACAGAAAAAAUGACCCAGUGUAAAAACUGCCGAGUGAUGGUGCACGAUCGGUGCCUGCCACCGGACGUGGUCGGGUCCACCGUGAGCGGCCUCCGCAGCAUCCUCAAGUCGACAGCGAGCGAUUGUGAGAGCGGUCAGAAGGGCAGCCCGCGUGUAUGGCACCUGGACAACCUCGACUUGCACGGUUACGGCUACCAUCUGCACCGAGACCUUGAGGCUUUCCUGGUGCCUUGCCGCACGCCCCCGGAACGCGACGAGACCGUUGAGUCCGUGGUCGCAGAGUUUUUUAAAAUGUUCGCGGGACGCGCGGACCUGUCGUUUAAAACGGCCGCGGUGUCUUCCGAGGAACCCAACUCUACUGACGUGCGAAGCGGCAACGGCGGCAGGUCACGACGGAGAAGACGACGGAACGGACGGAGAAAUGCUAAUGCGAUUACAAAAAACUAA